Lepisosteus oculatus (spotted gar) is the source of this 918-nucleotide messenger RNA. The record is from RefSeq and is a predicted model, not a curated record. NCBI's taxonomy places the organism in Eukaryota, Metazoa, Chordata, Actinopteri, Semionotiformes, Lepisosteidae.
AUGGUGUCGCUGAACCUCACGGUGCCGUUAGCGGUGGACUUCACUGAAACUGCAGAUUAUUUCAUUUUUAUAGCAAAUCUGCUAAUUGCGACAAGUUCUGUUCUCGUGGCUGGCUCGGUUGUCUUGGGUAUUAUUUGGAAUAAAACCCUCCGAGCACAAAACAGGUUUAUUUUCAUGCUGAACACCAGCAUAAGCGACACACUGUCUGGGGUAGGUGGUUACUACAUCGGACUGUUUGAUGUGCAGGAGGGCUAUCCGUCCAGGAAUGGAACUUAUUACAUCGUGCCUUCGCUAAUGGGUGUUAAUAUUCUUACGAUCUUGUUUUCACAGGUGGACCGAUUCCUUGCAGUAGCUCAUCCUUAUGCUUACAACCGUUUUGUAACUAGAACUGUAGUUAUAGAAGUUUGUUUUUUCGCUUGGUUUUACACGUACUUCAUGUUGACGAUCCAGAACCUCCUUACUGUCGAUGUGGCUGCGAAAAUACGCGCUUACAGCACUUUGACAUUCCAGGCAAUUAUAGUCCUGAAAGUGCUGUUGAACGUGAAACUGUACCUCAUCGCUAAAUACCAGAUUGCUCGUGAGCCGCCGGGUCCAGAGAGAGACAGCAAGAAAGAGUCCCUGAGACUCAUCAUCGUGGUGGUAGUCUGCUUCCUGGCGCUCUGGACACCUCGCUUUUACUAUAUUAUUGUGGCUCAAAUUAUUGGGUCCAGAUACAUGUUUAGAAACUACGCCGGCGACCCUCUUAGUAUGAUGUUUCGGUUCACUGCAACCUGUACCCCCGGACUGUACAUCUGGGGGAGCCCCGCUCUCAGGGAGGCUGUGCUGAAGACAGUGUGGGGGAGAGUCUGUCCCCCACCGAGAAAAAAGACAACAGGUCAAAGCUCGCUCUCCAUCACCCAAAUGACGGUCAACCAAUGA